AUGGUUUACCUCAGCUUCCUGUCAUUCUUGUUCAAGAGUACUGAUUGGGUGAGCUUAAAUGGGCUAGUGGCCCUGGUCACUACAAGUGGCCAGGAGCUCUUCUCCUUGUUUGCCUUCCACUGUCCGUGCACACCAGGGUUGAACUUCCAGUACGGGCUGAUUACCAUCGGGGUGCCCGCCUUGGUGUUCUUCUUCAUCAGCAUCUUCCUCAACAAACAAACCAGGAACCUGGUGGCCGAGUGCAAGAACUGCAUGAACAAGGAAUGCUCAAUCAUCACAACCGUCUUCCUCCUAAAGUCCAUCCUAGUCCGUGCUCUCGUGGCCCCAGUCACCUGGUUAGUCAUCUCCCUGCUGCGCGGGGAGGCCUAUGUCUGUGCAUUCAGCGAGUUCAUGGACCCGUCCUCGCUCACGGCCGGGGACAAGAGCUUUCCUCUCUCCCAUGCCACGUGGGUCCUGGCCAGUUUCCCUUGCAGGGAGGGCCCAGCCAACCUGUCCGACUUCCAGGAGGAGGUGAACCGCAGGCUCAAGUAUGAGUCUCAGUACUUAGGGUGGCUGCUCAUCUUGUCGAUGGCCAUCCUGCUGUUUCUGGUGAAGUUCUUCCAGUCCUGCUGUUCGAAAUUCGGCUACCGCCAGGAGGACUACGUGGCCCGCUACCUCGCCAAUGAGGAGCAGCUCUUCCAACGCACAGCAGAGGUGCGCUCGCUCGCAAUGGCAGCCAAAAACGUGAAGCGCUUCUUUGGGUUCGUGGAGCUCAACAAGGAGGAGGAGGAGCUGGUAGCCAAGUUCCCCGCACAAGACACCCACCCGAAGCUACAGUGGGAUAAGAUCACUGGCAGUUACCUGUUCCAGAAGAAGCUGGGUAUCCCCCUCUACAGCCGCCUGCAUGACUGGGCCCAGGGUAAACAUGACAAGGCCAGGGUCAUCGACACAGAGAUGGAGGCCCUGCUCCCCCACCGAGAGCCCAAACUUGCUGCCAGCCUGACCCCUGACCCCUGCAGCCCCAUCCUUCCUCCUGCACCAGUGGCUCUGGGGGAAGUAUGA
Molecule: messenger RNA, 1041 nt
Organism: Sorex fumeus (smoky shrew)
Lineage: Eukaryota; Metazoa; Chordata; Mammalia; Eulipotyphla; Soricidae
Product: calcium homeostasis modulator protein 2-like
Exons: 2
Coding region: 1-1041 (346 amino acids)
Molecular function (GO): monoatomic cation channel activity
Source: RefSeq, a predicted model, not a curated record